AUGGCAGAACUUUCAAUUGAAGAACGACAAAUUUAUGACAGGCAAAUAAGAAUCUGGGGAAUGGAAGCUCAAUCUAAACUAAGAUCAGCCAAAAUUCUUGUGAUAAACUUUAAUGGGACAACCAGCGAAAUUGCUAAAAAUUGUGUGUUGAGUGGGAUGAGCUUAGACAUUCUAGAUGACAAAAUUAUCGAGCAGCCAGAUCUGAAUAACUUUUACCUUAGAAAUGAAGAUGUUGGAUUAAGCAGAGGAGAAGCUGGAGCGAAAAGAAUCCAAGAAAUCAACUGUCUAGUGAAAGUUUCACAAACCAAAAACGCAGAUGGAAACUAUCAAGUUGUUGUGUUUAGCGGAGACACUGCAAACUGCGCUGAUAUUAACAGAUCUUGUAGAGAAAAGCAUAUACCUAGCUAUUAUGUGUUUAAUUCCAGAGAGGCUGUUUUAGUUAUCGCUGAUCUUAUUCAUCCAUCUGGAGAAAUCUCCUACCUAUCUUUACCAGAAAUAAUUGAAAAAAUUCCUUCAUUUUUACAAACCAAAAAGAAAAAGCCAAAUUUAAGAUUCUACGCAUUUUUGCUAGCUCUCUAUUGCAAAUUUCAGAGCCUUCCUUUAGAAAAUGCACCACCCACAUUCAUAGAUGAUCAAGUCCUUAAACCCUUAUCUGAACAAAUUUUCUUUUCAUUCACACAAGAAUUCUACCCAAGUCUCUCGAUUGCUGCAGGAAUGGUGACUCAAGAUAUAGUGAAAUUAAUCACAAAUGAGAAAGCGGCCUAUCAGUUAUUUUUCUUUGAUGCAAAUGAUUCUGUUGGAAUGAUCGAGUCAUUCAGCACUCAAAGCAAAGCAAAGACUAGCUUGCUGGCUGAUAUAGAGAUCAGUGAAAUUGAUUAA
This is a messenger RNA of Blepharisma stoltei, 879 nucleotides long. The record is from the annotation of a GenBank genome assembly. Lineage: Eukaryota; Ciliophora; Heterotrichea; Heterotrichida; Blepharismidae.